AUGCACAGAUCGAUGCUAGAGGAGGUGGAUCCACAGCUGAAGAUGGGUGAGGCUGUUGACGGUGUCACGCGGCAUGCAGCUGGGUUGGCGGCGGAAAUACCCCAGCCCUCACCCCAAAAAACGACGACAGCCAGGACGCGGCGAUCUUGGAGAAGGCGUCCCUUCCCCGCCUCAAAUCCGCCACCGCCCUACCGUCGGAGGCUUCUGGAUCUCGGAUGGCGUCGCGGCGGCGGCGACGGCGGGGUGCAGCUCGCCGACAAGCUCAAGAUCUUCAAGACCGACAACUUCGACCCCGACGCCUACGUGCAGUCCAAGUGCCAGACCAUGAACGAGAAGGACGAGCCUGUGAUCGUGGUUCGUAUGGAGGUACGGGAAAUGCGAUUUGGGGCCUCGAUCAGUGUUCACAUUCAGGAAAUAAGACAUUUGUGCUCCUAUCUGCAAGAUCUAAAGAAGGCUUCAGCUGAAGAAAUGCGCAGAAGUGUUUAUGCAAAUUAUGCUGCAUUCAUCAGAACAUCGAAGGAGAUAUCCGACCUUGAAGGCGAGCUCUUGUCAAUUAGAAAUUUACUCAAUACACAGGCGGCUUUAAUCCAUGGUCUAUCUGAAGGAGUUCAGAUAGAUUCCCUGACUUCGGGUACUGAAGGUUCUACAGAAGAGGACAUAUCCAAUGUUGAAGGCCAGGAGCCUUCAGAAAUACAGAAAUGGUCUGCAGAUUUCCCUGACAUGCUUGAUGUUUUGCUAGCUGAGAGAAGAGUGGAUGAAGCGCUAGAUGCACUAGAUGAAGCGGAGCGAGUUGCUGCAGACCGGACACAAACUCUAACUACAGCUGAAAUUUCGGCUUUGAGAAGUGCCGUCUCUGAUAAUCGUCAAAAGCUGGCAGACCAGCUUGCUGAAGCUGCCUGUCAGUCUUCUACUCGUGGCAUUGAGCUCCGUGCUGCCGCUUCUGCUCUCAAAAGGCUUGGUGAUGGCCCUCGAGCUCACAGUCUAUUACUCAGUGCACAUAAUCAAAGGCUUCAAUGUAAUUUGCAAACAAUACAUCCGUCAAGCACCUCAUAUGGUGGGGCAUAUACUGCUGCACUUGCUCAGCAAGUUUUUUCAGUUGUAGCUCAGGCGCUCAGUGAUUCUGUGGAAGUUUUUGGCGAUGAGUCAUGUUAUGCAUCUGAGCUGGUUACAUGGGCUACACAGCAGGUUUUGUCCUUUGCACUCCUGGUAAAGAGGCAUGUGUUGUCUUCUUGUGCAGCCGCUGGAGGCUUGAGAGCAGCUGCAGAAUGUGUUCAAAUAUCAAUUGGCCAUUGUUCCUUGCUGGAAGCUCGUGGUCUAUCUGUUUCUGCUGUCCUCCUGAAGCAGUUCAAGCCCAGUCUUGAGCAAGCAUUAGAUGCUAACUUGAGGAGAAUCGAAGAGAGUACUGCUGCACUUGCUGCAGCAGAUAACUGGACACUCACUUAUCCCCCAAAUGGUAUUCACCCAUUAGCUAGAUCUUCUGUUGCUAAUUUGGCACUUCAACCAAAGCUCUCGAGCAGUGCACAUCGUUUCAAUUCUAUGGUUCAGGACUACUUUGAGGAUGUCACACCACUCCUUAGCUUGCAGUUAGGGGGUUCAACAAUGGAUGGGAUUGCAAAAAAUUUCAGCUUGUACAUCAAUCUGCUCAUAAGUGCAUUACCUGGAUCAAUGGAUGACGAAGCUAACAUAGAUGGUUUAGGCAAUAAGAUUAUUUUAAUGGCAGAGACUGAGGAACAGCAGUUGGCUUUAUUAGCCAAUGCAUCUUUACUUGCUGAGGAAUUGCUACCUAGAGCAGCUAUGAAGCUGUCAUCUAUAAACCAGUCCAGCAUGGAUGAUUUGCGUAAAAGAGGACCAGAUAAGCAAAACCGUGUGCCCGAGCUACGAGAAUGGAAAAGGAAAUUACAACGCAUGGUGGACAGGUUGAGAGAUAGUUUCUGCAGGCAGCAUGCUCUUGAACUAAUAUUUACAGAUGAAGGUGAUACCCAUCUCAGUGCAGAAAUGUAUAUUAGUAUGGAUAAUACUGUUGAAGAGCCAGAGUGGGUCCCAUCUCCAAUUUUCCAGGAACUGUAUGCAAAGCUAAAUAGGAUGGCAGGCGUUGCUGCAGAUAUGUUUGUUGGUAGAGAAAGAUUUGCUACUUUGCUAAUGAUGCGGCUCACUGAGACAGUUAUCCUUUGGCUCUCGGAGGAUCAGGCCUUCUGGGAAGAGAUCGAGCAGGGACCAAAGCCUUUGGGCCCCCUUGGUCUUCAGCAGUUCUACCUGGAUAUGCAAUUUGUCAUCAUCUUCGGACAAGGUCGAUUUUUGUCUAGACAUGUGCAUCAAGUCAUAUUGGAUAUCAUUGAUAGAGCAAUGGGUGCCUUUUCUGCUACCGGAAUGAAUCCUGAUAGUGUCCUUCCCGGCGAUGAUUGGUUCAUGGAUGUCGCUCAAGAGGUUGUCGGCAUGAUCAGUGGAAGGGGUAGGGCUGCCAAUGGGGACAGGGAGAUUAACAGCCCGACUGCCUCUGUUUCAGCACACUCUAUGUCAUCGUUCAGAUCCCAUGGCAGCUCUUAG
This is a messenger RNA of Triticum turgidum subsp. durum (durum wheat), 2544 nucleotides long. The record is from the annotation of a GenBank genome assembly. NCBI's taxonomy places the organism in Eukaryota, Viridiplantae, Streptophyta, Magnoliopsida, Poales, Poaceae.